Molecule: messenger RNA, 4708 nt
Organism: Gadus macrocephalus (Pacific cod)
Lineage: Eukaryota; Metazoa; Chordata; Actinopteri; Gadiformes; Gadidae
Product: neurocan core protein-like
Biological process (GO): cell adhesion
Molecular function (GO): hyaluronic acid binding; calcium ion binding
Source: RefSeq, a predicted model, not a curated record
AUGAGAGUGAAGAGGAAGUGUCCAGGGUUUGUGCUGUCUCUGAGGAUGCCCAUAACCCUCAGACCCAAAGGCUCAAACAAUCCCUCGAGUGACCGUGCAUCGGCAACGACAGCCCUCGUCAAGCGUCUUUACGAUGCACUCUCCACCGUCAUCCUCCCCCACCUCUGGGCCUCACCAGCCGCCCUCUGUGCCUCACCUCCAGGGGUGGUGUUCCACUACAAGACGCCCGCCGCCCGCUACACCCUGACCUUCGCCGACGCCCAGCUGGCCUGCCAGGAGAACUCCGCCCAGAUGGCCACGCCGGCCCAGCUGUGGGCCGCCUUCGACGACGGCUUCACGAGCUGCGCCGCCGGCUGGCUGUCGGACCAGAGCGUCCGCUACUCUGUUCAGAUGCCGGAGCUCGGUUGCUAUGGACACAAGGAGUUUGCUGCCGGAGUGAGAAAUUAUGGAAAGAGGGACCCCAAGGAACUGUUCGACGUCUACUGUUUCGCCAGGGAGCUGGACGGGGAGGUGUUCCACUCCUCGGUCCCGGGCCGGCUGUCCCUGACCUCGGCCUCGGACCGCUGCGUGUCUCUGGGGGGCCAGCUGGCCACCGUGGGGCAGCUCUACCUGGCCUGGAAGGCCGGCCUGGACAGCUGCGCCCCGGGCUGGCUGUCGGACGGCAGCGUGCGCUACCCCGUGAGCUGGCCCCGCCCCGAGUGCGGCGGCGACCUGCCCGGCGUGCGCGCGGUGGCGUCCAACGCGUCGUCGUCGUCGGAGGGGAACGCCACGGCGGCGCUCUACGACGCCUACUGCUACAGAGGCAACGGGAAGAUCAAAGGCUCCAUCUCUAAGAUCUUCACCUCCAUGUGGAAACAUCCAGACAGCUUCAUUGGUGGUCAGGACCUGUCCCCCUCCAACUGGACCGGCUUGGUGAUAGAAGACGAGGCCAUCCACAGUGGAGAAGCUUCUUCAGACCCCUGGCCCUCAGAGUCCACAGAGCAGUAUGUGACGCUGAACAUCAGCCCAGGGCAGACCAGCUUCGACUGGGGAGACCCCAUGGAGCAGAGGAUGGACUCUGACAUGUUCCUGAGACCCCAAGCCCUUGCACCACCUACCUGCCCCCCACUUCGACCGGGAAGAAGUCCAUCUGGAAGCCGUGGGGCUACCUCUCUGGGCAGGACGAGGACGAGGGAGAGGAGCCCGGCGUCCCCCAGCGCAGCCCCAGAGACGGAGCCGACGACCCAGAACCAGGAGGAGGGGCAGGCAGAGGUGGGGUCGACCACAGCCAGCCCGGCGUCUCCAGGUGUGUUCUCCUGGGAGUCCUGGUUUGGCGUCACCUCAAAGGAGAACUCUGAGACCAAAAGCAAAUCCGCCAUUAGUCAGCCGUCCUCAGCCUCCACCGACCCAGCUCUGACCACCGAACGCCCCGACGCCACCGAGGGGAACGCAGAGCAGACCCAGACACCCACCGCCUCCAGCUCUACUGCUGAAACAGAAACCGUCACCAGAGGGGGAGCCUGGGUCAUGGUGUCCUCCUCCUCCUCCUCCUCCUCCUCCUCCCAGGCAACGUCCUCCACCCAGCCAGGGGACCGGAGGACGGAGACGGCGACCUCCAAGGCCGGCAGAGGUCGUGGGAGGGGGAAGAAGAGGGGGGAGGACCGGGGGAGAGGAGGCGACAAGAGCAGAGCGGGAGAGGAGGAGGGGAGCGGGAGGCGGCCGGCUCUGAGGCCAAAAGGAGAGGUGCAGUUCACCCGUCGCCUGGCGGGAACCAGUAAGCCGAGGGAGAGGUCCAGAGAGAGGUCCAGAGAGAGGGGGCACCGGAGAGGGCAGACCACCACCACCACCACCACCGCCACCAGCCACCGCCAGCCCGACCGCUGCAACGAGUACUUCUCAGUCCAUGGAGAACGGGUCGGAGAGAAUGGACUCCGAUCCAUGUCCCCGUCUGCUUUAUCGGCGUCCGUUGCGCCGUACAACACAGACUCUGGAACCACGUACCAAGGUCAAAAGCUGUCCCCGAACACACCACCGUCAGCAAUGCCCUCCCCUCCUCCUCCUCCUCCUCCUCCUCCUCCUCCUCCUCCUCCUCCUCCUCCUCAUCCCUCUCCAUCCCCAUCCCAGACCCAGGCGUCUUCAUCAUCCUCCUCCUCCUCUUCCUCCUCCACUGCAUCUGCACCCACAUCUCCCUCGUCGUCCCCGUCCUCAUCUUCAACCCUUCUGCCCACCGAGUCGACGAGCCGGUACCCAGCUCCAUCCCUGGCUCCCGCGUCCCCGGUCCGGACCCCGUUCGGUGCCCCCACCUCCGCCCCGCCCUCCCCCCAGUCUCCGUCCCGCUCCUUGCCGCCGUCCCUGUUUGAAUCCCCGUCGUCGUUCCUGACCCCGUCCCUGCACCAAGCCUCUUCCGAGGCCGAGGGGGCGAGAGGGGGGUGUCCCCCAGACCCCCAGGACCCUCCAGGGACAGCUCCACGUCUCCCUCCACUGGGCCCCCCCGGGGCCGGGGUAUCCCCAGGGGGUGGAGCAGGCUCCCUGUACUACCCGCCCCCCGUGGAGGAGGAGGAGCCCGCCUGGUCCCGCUCCCUGGGGUCCGGGGCCCUGCUACGGAACAUGGAGGAGGACGUGGGCGGAGUCAACCUCACCAGCACCCCCACCGCCUCAGCAGGGGAGCAGCAGCCGUGCGUGACCGACCCCUGUCUCCACGGAGGGCGCUGCCUGCCUCAGGGCCGGGGAUACAGCUGCUACUGUCCACAAGGGUACACCGGGGAGAACUGUGAGAUCGAUGUGGACGAUUGCCAGUCAGACCCUUGCGAGAACGGAGGAACCUGCAUCGACAAAAUUGAUUCAUUCGUUUGCCUUUGUCUGCCGAGCUAUGAAGGGGAGAUGUGUGAGAAAGACAUCGAGGGCUGUGAGCACGGCUGGCAGAAGUUCCAUGGCCACUGCUACAGGUACUUCACCCACAGACACACCUGGGAGGACGCGGAGAAGGACUGCCGAGAGCACAGCGCACACCUCAGCAGCGUCACCUCCUCCACCGAGCAGGACUUCAUCAACGGUCUGGGUCAUGACAAUGCCUGGAUCGGCCUGAACGACCGCACCGUCGAGGAAGACUUCCAGUGGACCGACAGCAACGACCUGGUGUACGAGAACUGGAGGGAGAGCCAGCCAGACAACUUCUUUGCAGGCGGGGAGGACUGCGUGGUGACCAUCGCCCAUGAGGACGGCAAGUGGAACGACGUGCCCUGCAACUACAACCUGCCCUACAUCUGCAAGAAGGGAACAGUGUUGUGUGGAGCUCCGCCUACGGUGGAGAACGCCCAUUUGAUUGGCCGCCGAAGGUCCCACUACGAUAUCCACUCAGUGGUGCGCUACCAGUGCUCCGAGGGCUUUUACCAGCGCCAUAUUCCCACCACUCGUUGCCGUGCCGACGGCGACUGGGAGCGUCCCAAGAUCAUCUGCACAAAGUCUCGAAGGUCCCACCGCUACAGACGUCACCACCGCCAGCACAGAGAGCGCCGCAGCCACCGGCGGCACGGCGCGGAGGGACACAGAGCCCGAGAGGACGCCCACGACCACUACUGAACCCAGGCGUAACCGGCCUCCCCCCCCCCACCACCACCACCCCCCACCCACCCUCCAACCACUCACCAACCGCCACCCAUAAAGAAAGACAAUUCGUCCUAGUAUAACACCCUAAUGGUUCCAUUCACACACCUAACACGUUUCAGAGAAGAGAAUCCCAGGAUUCCUCUUGUUUAUCGCUUCCCCCCCCCCACUGCUCCUCCUAACGAUAGCCGACUGAGAUAAGGUAUUCUGGAGGGGGUUUCCUUCCCUGCCUCCCACCCGCUGGUCCACAUGAACACUAAACCGUUGAAUCUACCGUUUUAAUGCACCACGACGUCUAAUAAUCCGACCCGUUCCUAAACAUGUCCAUGACUAACCACCCGACCGGCCCCCUCUGAAGCUGGUGAGUCUCGUGCGCUUUGCCUGUGCGUGUGUGCAUGUCAAGAGGAGAUGGUGAGAGCGGUUUAGGGGGCGUUUUAUUUUGACGUUUUAAGUUGACUUGUUCUUAAAGGGAGAAAAAAAUAAAGACAUUCAUCCGAGCAAAGCACACAGAUGUAUUCGAUGCAAGAUGGCUUACGGUUCCCAUAACCCUUUCUUGAGAUUUUCGUACGUGUCGUAAUGGUUCUUUUGUUUUCAUUGAACGCCUGAAUAGCUAGCUUUAUCCUUAGUAUAUGUUUUUCUAACAUUUGCUAUAUAUUUGUUUACUUUGUGCAAUGUAUUUAUUAUUAACCGUUUGCUAGUGGAUAGGUUUUUAUACAUAUAAUUAAGAGUUUAACAUUUGAUACACCGCCACACCAUUCAUACGGUCAAUAAGUAACAACACAGAUCAUUUCAUUUCUACUGAUUUGUUUCCUGUACAUAUUGUUAUCUAUUGCAGCUAACAGUUUUUCAUCACUGCAAGCACUCAACUGAAUUAGACGAUUUGACAAUAUGGCUUAGCUCUCGAGUACGUUAACAAAUUCCCAAGAUAACUGCUGACUGGUCAGAAAAGCUGGACACAAAGCACUUCACUCGUUGGACGGCUAGAUUGACGUGAUAGGUAAGGUGCCCAGACUGUUGCUCCGGUCCCUUGGAUAAAAGGAUCACAACUUCUACUUUUUUGGUGUUCUUAUGAUUUAUUUUGUCCCGCUGUUGUGUUUCAUUCUUAAUAAAGAUGGAAAAACCAAGA